AUGACAUUUUCUGCUUUUAAUUUCCAUUAUAGCUGUCCGAUCGCAUUCGGGAGCGGUUCAUUCCCUAUCAAGGCCUUCAGUAUGUCAGGUCGUUUAGCUGUGUUAACGCUCUUCCCCGUUUGUGUUGUUUGGGGAACUUGGCUAAACUACGUUGCAACUGCGCGCGUAGAAGGUGAGGUUAACAGAUUCAGCUAUUUUUUCAGGCAUUCUUUCGCGACUACAUCAGUUGAGUCUUUAACUGGGAUGGUCAUCUUUGCAUUUCUUUCAGCUAGAGUAAAACCCUUGUUUACGAACCUACAUUUUUUGAAGUCAAAAACCGUUCUUGUAUUUUGAAGUAGUUAUUAAUAAUUUAGGCUAAGUAGGUUCUUAAUUAAGUUCUUAAUUUCUGCCGUGAGAACUUUUAAGUUCUAUGUAACUUAUGUUACGAACGCAAUUUUUUUAGUCGGGUUUAAGUUAGGUUAAGUUAAGACUGUAGAUAUUUAAAAGAAAUAAUUGAACACCCAAUGGAGAUUUAAUUUUGCCAACACGGGAGAAACUUUAAAAUUCUCGUUGUUUUCAAGUGCAUCAAAUCAAUACCGGACGUCUCCAUUAAUUGCCUAGCGCUUCGCCCUUGAGUUGCUAUAAUAAGUUGCCAAGCAAGUGAGCCGGUCUCGACUGUCUGAUCUCGCGAAACUAUCGAGUUUUCCUAGCCAAAAAGUCUAAAUGAAAACUGGGGCUGUAAAAUUAAAUUGGAAUCUUUUCCUUUGUUUUUGAUGCUUUACAUUUGAGCUCACGCACGUUGGCGACGUUCUAUUAAAAGUGUAAGGCUCGAAAAAAAAGCGAAUCAAACUGAAGGACAGUGUACCGUCAGUGAGAAGUGGUCGCCACGAUCAUAUAAGAAAGUAAAUAAAUACGCUUGCAGCGGCCAUGUUUUGCGCGAAAUUGAAGCCAGGUCUGUGGUUUAAUGGAACUGCGGUGGAUUCUAGAUGGGUGGAAGCUAAAACUUCAGGUGGAGUAGACAUUUAGCCUUUUAGGACUUGCCGUGAUGUGUUCCGUUAUGCUCAAUGAAGAAAACCUUUUUUCUAUAUUGUUUCUUUUUACUCAAUUGUCAAAAAUGACUAACGGUUAGCUUUACAUACAAUGAGGAAGAAACUUUUGAAUUGAAAUAGACGUUGUCUUCAGCUGUCAAGGGUCGUAGAGUAUAAGCGGAAUACGCUCCAGCAAAUAUGAAAAUUUAAAUAGUAAGUCCUUCUUUUAAUUGCUCGAAGCACUUUUUUCAACAGUACCAGCCGUUUCUUUUUUUCUUGUUACGCAUUGUGAAACAGAGAAAAAUUCCUUGUUAAUUUAACUAAAUCUCAAGCAUUAUAUUCACCAUAUCGCAGGGAAAUGCUUUGAUCGGAUUCUCUCUGCUUUUGUCGUCAUAGACUGCUUCUAAUUAACUUAACAAAAAAAUGAAGAAGAUACCCACUGUACGAGAAGAAAUUUUAGCAGGAUUGUCGUUUGAUAUUCAACGGAUCGCAUGCCUGGCAUACUUGAAUGAAGUUCAAAAAUUUAAUUUCGACAAUCUUUAUCGUAAUAUAAACAGCAAAAUUGCCUUUGUCUUCCAAACUAUAAAUUGUUAAAUUGAACUACGGAUGAAGAAUCUUUGCAGAGAGUCGGUAGGUUUUUCUUUUAGAGCCGCUUUGUGGUUUCGGCAGUGACUUUGUUUGUGUGACGUUUUCUGGGAUUUAAGUUAUAAUUGGACAUUCUUUUGUCAUUUCUACCGUCAAGUGUAAUGAUUCUGUUAGCUUUUCUUUCUUGUUGUCUUGUUAUUUUCUUCUUCAUUAUAGGGCCAAAAUAGCUUCUUUUCAAUUAAAGCAAAUUGUUGUGUUUUUGAAGUGUUCCGUGUGUGUAUUUAAGCUUAUUAGUCGAGCUUGCUUUAGCAGAGCGAGACUCUAAAAAUGCAAGCGUUUGGUUUUUUAAUUUUUCUUUGUCGGUGGCCACCAAUUAGGGCGCCAUGCUCCCAAGCGAUCCUAGCGGAGACCGUGGAAACUACAUGAUCAGUGAACUGAUUCUCCAGAGACAACUGACGUGAUACAACUCACUUUGACUCUGAUUCAAAUGGGUCUCGUGACGGGCGAUGACUGAAAUGACGCAUGUAAGUUGAUCACGUUUUUAGCUGUUUGGCAAUGAUGCAAUUUUCCCCGAUUCGAGACCCUUCAUUUUCGUGUAAUUAUGCACGCGUAUUAAAAAGUAAAUACCUCGAUGAGGAAAUAUUGUAGCGGGGAAAUCCUGUUUUGUAGUGUAUUGAGGCGUUACGUUUUUCAGAAUAUUGUCGCAAUUACUGAAACUCUACGGUUAAAUAGAUUCACUUUGUUGUAUGUAUUUUAUUAAUUGACAGAUUUUCGCAGUUGCAAGAUAUGACGUCGCCUUGCGGCCUUAUAAAUACUUGAGAUAUUAAUGACUUAACCUUCGACUACUACUGCAAGCAACUUCAGCUACCCUUCUGACGUUACGUAUGCGUAAGAUGUGCUUAGACGGGUAGCUUUUUACGUGACCAUCACACACUCUACUUGCAGCACUUCAUAUCGCUCCAUGUCCAUAGAAUAGAAAUCCCAUAUCGAGCUUUUCCGGAACGGGUCGGGCACGAACUCUAUCGCUUGAAAGCGUUGAUUACUUUAGAACAAGUGAUUACUUCAGUGGCCCAAAAGAGAUUAAUCAUCAGUUAAUGAGCAAAACUUCAAGGUUUACUGGAAAAUUAGGAUCGAGAAUCGGGGAUCAGGCAUCAGGGAUCGAGGAUCGUUUUAAAAAAACUUGAAAUAAAAUAAAUUUUAAAUAAAUCGUGGAUCGUGAUGAUGUCAUUGUGGGCCGCAGACUGUAGAUAAAUUUGACAAUACAUAAUCCCGUUCGCUGUACUGAGCAAUGGCUAAAUUGAAGUACCAUACGGUAAACUAGUCCGAGUCUGACUGAGUCAGUGAUUGUUUUGACGAGAAAGUGAAAUUUUCGUGGAAAAGGAAACGCUUUACCCCAGUGAUACUGUGACAAAAUGCAUGUUGUGUACAGCUCUAAAAAUUUUACUCUGAGUUCGCGUCACUAUCAGCUGUAUGGAGAUAUCAAAAGCAGAUACUAAGCAGCUAUGGAAAAUGCAAUUACUUUCAUGCGAUUUUGAUAUCUUAUAAAACGGACAACAAAUUCAACAGGAAUACGCGCGAACUGAAUUAAAUGUCUGUUGUAUAGGGUUCUGCUAAACUUACACAUUUUUCCUGUACUGAACAAAAACUGUACCGAGCCGUAUCUUGGUCCGCAACAUAAAAGCUAUAUAUAUAUUUAUACUGAUAAACAUCAUCGUUCAAUUUUUUGAGUGUGAAAUCCCAAAAGAGUUCCCCUCACUGGAGCAAUAUCAAUAUGUAAAAGUUUUCAAAGGUUUCACACCAGUGUGAAGCUCAGAUGUACGGCCUGCCUUUCCUUGCAAUGUUUACGUUGUGAAAUUUACAUUAUGACAUAUAACAUACCGUAUUUAUUCGAUUAACCGCCCUGGGCGCUUAUUAAAUUUUUGUACCUUGAGAGUGGGAGCUUAUUCGAGGUGGGCGCUUAUUCGAGGCUGGGCGCUUAUUAAAUUUUCACCAUUUUCAGCAAGUGAAGUAUGUUUUUUUGGCAACAAAACAAUAAAUGCCUCUAACAAAACGCGAAGAAGUAACAAAGCAAGGUUUCUAUAAAAUACUCUGAAGAAAACUCCGUCCUCGGGAAAGUCUCUUAUUAGAAUUUAUUCACUCAAGUGGGUGGGGUGGGGGUGAACGCUUAUUAGAGUUUGAUUGGGACGAGGAGGGGUGGGCGCUUAUUCGAGGCUGGGCGCUUAUUAACUUUUUCUGCCUUUAAGAUGGGCGCUUAUUCGAGGUGGGCGCUAAUUCGAGGUUGGGCGCUUAUUCGAAUAAAUACGGUACUUGCUUUGUAUUCAAAACGAAAAUGUAGCAUAACAGCACCAGCUCCUUUGACAACAAAACGUAUCUCCAAGCCCCAUGGGCUCCAAGCAAGCGAGACACACCUACUAAGAGCGUUCUUGUUUCAUUGCGUGAUUGCGGUCGAGUUUGAUUAUUGAAUAUACAACAGAUCCGUUCAGAGUACUGCAUGCAGUGGACAGUUUAAAGGUCACCCAUGAAUUGCCAAGGGCGUAGGGUGACCAUUUUGACAACUACGCACACGGGUCUACAUGGUUUUAAAAACCUCGUACAAAAUAGUGUUUUUUGCUUUCCUUAAAUACACAGUUGGCAGUUUACAGGCAUGUUCACAAUAGAACAUGAUAUCAAAAAAGCUUUCAAAACGUUUUUCUUUGACAUGAGCUAGCUGGUACAGGAAUGAUUACCAGCACAAGGAGAGGCAACUUUUUUGUGCAGAUAUAUAGGUGGAGUUUAAGAGCAUGUUUGUGUAAAUUUCCGCACGCUUAGCCCUUUGCUGACUUUUUGCGUUUUUCCCUUAUUUCGAUCAUGAGCACGGGACAGGAACAAACAAUUGAUAGCCAGCAUUUAUUUAUUUUCAGUUGCUCUGAAUAUAAAUGAAAAAAAUACUACAUCUGUUCACUAGGAGUAAAUUUCAUGGAAUAUUCUUGUUGACACCGCGCCAAACGUAGUUUGCUUCAACUUUAUACGUGGAUUAUCGUCGGCAUGGUUUUGCCCAUGAUUUUCCAGUUGAGCGACAUUAUAAAGUAGUCUUUGAUAGACUUUUUUCGACAUUUAUGGAGGGAGAGAGAAAACUGAAAAAAUGAAAAGCUUUUGGAUGGGAAAACUUUCCAAGUAAAUCUUAAAAGGAGUGAUAAUCAGUCAGUCUAUUUUUUCCCGAUUUUCAUGUAUACGCAAUGUAUUGUGGGAUCGCCUGAAGGCAAACAUUUCAAGAAUGUUUAGAAUUUAUCACAUUCCACUACUGAAACUGUUGUAUUUUAAGUGUAAAAACGAUGUUGAAUAACACAGAGACAGACAGGAAGAAAUCUGCACAAUACAAACUCAAGUCACAAUACUACAAAUGGCUUUUACUAAUAACAGAAAAUCUUUUAAAAAAUCUUACCAAUUUCUCAAGUACGCACGUGCGUAUUUGCGUAAAGGACGCUACGCCCCUGAUUGCGAUCAAAUAUUGUGAAGCAGUUCUGUAUCUAGACGUUUCCAGACGAUACUUCUUUGUUUGCCAAUUGAUAAUCAUGUUUCAGUUCUUGCGUGAAUUAAAGCAAAGGAGUAGUGACGGCACUGGACGGCAUUAACAGUAGAUUGAUUUAAAGAAGUUGCUGAGGGAAUAAAAACGACUCAAAGUAAUCGUCUGAAAUUCAGGCUAUAACUAUGCAUUGUGAUAUAAGAACCGAAACAUUUGGUAAAUUUCUAGGUUUUCUUAGCCCCGGCUGUCAGUUCUUAUCACUGAGAGAUGGCUUCGUUAAUCCGACCCCUGUUCGAGUACACGUUAUUAGUGCCUCUCGGCCCAAACGUAUUAAUCUGUGUUUCAGGAAAUUGCGGUCAAAACAACCGACGCAUCACAUUUCUGACACCAGCCAGGGGGUUUUACCUCGAAGGACACGUGUUUUCAAAUCAUUCUGUGGAACUAAACUUAGACUGC
Porites lobata is the source of this 5550-nucleotide messenger RNA. The record is from the annotation of a GenBank genome assembly. NCBI's taxonomy places the organism in Eukaryota, Metazoa, Cnidaria, Anthozoa, Scleractinia, Poritidae.